AUGAUGGUUCUGACUCUUGCCAAGGAAGGGAUCCUGGCUUAUAUGCUCAGGCAUGGCUGUUCCUCUCGUGUGACUGCUUGCACAUCACUUGGAAAGGAGAUGUCAUUCAUGUGUCCAUUUGACUUGAUUUUCGAUGAAUCUCUUGAAGAGUGUGUCGAUUACCGAGUAAGCGCGAAUUGCUCCACGGAUGAAAAGCAGUCAAGGAAUGGCACAAAAUUGCAAACGCUUGCGGGCGGUCAAGUGUACGACGAGUCGCAAUCGCUAUGCGUAGGACCAGGAGAGCUCGAUGCCUGUAAUCUUGCUACUUCUGGUACUGAAACAACAACUGCCUCCUCUGAGGAGUCAUCUGGAGCAGAACCAAUAUUGGGCAAUGGGACAACUAUAGACUGCGGAGAAUUGGCUGGAGGGUUUUACGAUAUCGCAAAAUGUUCACCGUACUACCUCAACUGUCCUGGAAAUUUAGCUCGUGUUGCGAAAUGCUCAGACAAGCUCGUUUACGCUAGGAACAUAAGUGGUUGUGUUGAGCCAACAUAUGUGGACGAAUGUAAUGAACAGCUGGAAGCAUCUGCUGACUGUAAAGAGGACGGCUUUUUCUCGUAUGGAAACUGCUCGGAUCAAUUCUAUGGCUGACGACAAUUUACCAUGAAAUGCCCCGCCAGCUUAGUAUUUGACGAAAAUAGACAGAUGUGUGAUUACCCUGACGUUGUAGACAUUUGCGCCGAAUCCUCUGCGGAGGAGUCUGGAUCCAGCUCAGGAGAGGACUCGAGCUCUGGACCUGCCGAAGAUUCGGGCUCUGGUUCA
Cylicostephanus goldi is the source of this 801-nucleotide messenger RNA. NCBI's taxonomy places the organism in Eukaryota, Metazoa, Nematoda, Chromadorea, Rhabditida, Strongylidae. The record is from the annotation of a GenBank genome assembly.